Molecule: messenger RNA, 1128 nt
Organism: Aureobasidium melanogenum CBS 110374
Lineage: Eukaryota; Fungi; Ascomycota; Dothideomycetes; Dothideales; Saccotheciaceae
Product: aromatic compound dioxygenase
Exons: 3
Coding region: 1-1128 (375 amino acids)
Molecular function (GO): oxidoreductase activity, acting on single donors with incorporation of molecular oxygen, incorporation of two atoms of oxygen; ferric iron binding
Source: RefSeq, a predicted model, not a curated record
AUGGUCAGCUUCAGAACUAUCAUUGCUUCAAUGGCUUUGACCAGCCUUGUCGCUGCUCAUCCCGGUCACGAUCCACGUGAAGAAGCUCUCGAGCGUCGCUCUUACUACGACUCAGUGCCUCCAAUCAAGAGAUCUCUGAACCACCGCGAAGCAAAAAUCAAAGCUCGUGGUCUUGAGCAGAGAUCCCUCGCUCGCCGCGAGGCUCUAGCCACCAAUGCCAGACAGAAGCGUGGUCUGGCUAACCAGCGAGCAGAGAAACGCGAUGCCGCUUCUGUGCUUAACACCACUCAUCUCUCCAACGACACCAGCAUCAAUAUGGAUGUCACUGAGGAUUACCUCUUUGGAAACGGUUCCUGUAUCCUUGUGCCUGAAGUAACUCAAGGUCCUUACUAUGUCGAGGGCGAGUAUAUCCGCAAGAACAUCACUGAGGACCAGGAGGGUAUACCUUUGACUCUCGAAAUCCAGGUCAUUGAUGUCAACACUUGCGAGCCUGUUCCUGAUGUUUACAUUGACUUUUGGCAUUGUAAUGCCACUGGUGUAUACUCAGCUAUUGUCGCCAAUGGGAAUGGAGACUCAUCCGAUACUGCAAACGUCAACACUACAUUCCUGCGUGGUAUCGCAGAGACCGACACCGAAGGCGUUGCCACUUUCGAGUCUAUUGUUCCUGGCCAUUACACAAGCCGUGCCAACCACGUUCACAUCAUCACCCAUACGAAGACCACUCUCUACGUAAACGGCACAAUGUCACCUGGUUCGAUCCAACACGUGGGCCAACUCUUCUUCGACAUGUCCCUGCUCAAACAAGUCGAAGCCACAUACCCCUACAACACCAACACCCAAGACUGGACAACCAACGCCGAGGACUCGAGUUUGGCCGAAGAGACAGCCACCGAUGGUGUCGACCCUGUGGUAGAAUAUAUCCUGCUUGGCGAGGACAUCAGUGACGGCGUGCUCGCUUGGAUCUCUAUGGGAGUCGACAUGACAAACAACCAGACUGUUAGUCCUGCGGGAAACUACUACCGUACUGGUGGUGUGAUGGAUGAGUCUUCUGGGGGUAUGGGUAGUGGUAUGGGUGGCGGUGCUGGUAACGGAACUGCCAAUGGUACUGCAAGUGCUCCACCCUCGUAG